CUAAAAGUCUCCACCUACACGUUAACAGGAACACGGAGAGCAGCGUGGUUGUUACAGAAAGUCGGAGAUUUGUUCGAAAAUUGAACUUUAAUUGGAGCAUAAAGAUAUAAGUCAGCAGGAGCAUGUCAGAUGCUUUAAUCCAGAAGAUUAAGGAGCUAGAAGAUGAGCUUGAGAAGCUCAGGUCCCAGCUGGGGCAAACCACCAGAGCUGGAGAGGAUUUGGGAAUGAUGUCCUGUUCACCUCCCAGUGAAAGCCCAGACUGCACCAUGUCUGACAGGAGCAGCAGGAAGAGGUCAGGAAAGCAGCGCCCCUUUGACUUCAGCUCCCAUCCCCGGCGCCAUGUGGCCCUGAAGCUGGCUUACCUGGGUUGGUCCUACCAGGGCUUUGCUGUUCAGGAGAACACAGACAACACAGUGGAGGCCAGGCUGUUUGAAGCGCUGCUGAAGACACGGCUGAUCCAGGACAGACAGAGCUCCAACUAUCAUCGCUGUGGACGAACUGAUAAAGGAGUCAGUGCUUUUUCUCAGGUUAUAACCAUUGACCUGCGAUCCACCCAGUUUUGCGGAGGACUCGGUGUCAGUCUCCCUGAGAGUCUCGAUCUCACUGCCAAAUCCAAGGAAUCGACCUCUGAGCUUCCAUAUGUGAAAAUGUUGAACAGAGUUCUGCCACAGGACAUCCAGAUCUUGGACUGGGCCCCCGUAGAGCAAGGUUUCAGUGCACGCUUCGACUGCCAGUCCCGCACGUACCGGUACUACUUCCCCCGAGGGUUCUUAGAUGUAGAGCUGAUGGCAAACGCUGCAAAAAAAUAUGAGGGGACUCAUGACUUUCGCAACCUGUGCAAGAUGGAUGUGGGAAAUGGUGUCCUGCAGUUUGAGAGGACCAUCCUGUCAGCAUCAGUCAGGCCUGCACACCCCCGGGUGGUUUCCAGUACAGAUCAGCAUGAGGUGUUUGUGUUUGAGGUCAAAGGUUUAGCCUUCCUCUACCAUCAGGUACGUUGUAUGAUGGCAGUGCUACUUUUGAUUGGACAGAAGCUGGAGGCUCCAGAGAUUAUUGAUGAACUCCUGGAUGUUAAGAAUAACCCCAGAAAGCCUCAGUACAGCAUGGCAGUGGACUAUCCUCUGGUGCUGUACGACUGCCACUUUGAAGGUUUAAGCUGGCAGCAGGAGACUGAGGAGGUUAAUCACGUUCUGUCGUCACUGCAGCGACACUGGACGCAGAGUGCAGUCAAAGCCCACCUUCUGCUCGGGAUGAUCCAGGGUUUGGAGGAGAGAGGUGGUGUUUCUUCCGACCAUUGCUGGCUGCUGGAAGGCAGCAGGCAGAAAAAUUACCGGCCGUUGAUGCAGCGUCCAUGCUGCGAGAGCCUGGAGUCCAGGAUAAACCACUUUGUUAAAAGAGGAAGGCUGGAGCGAGAGGAGGGGGAGAACGGAGAUGAAAUGAUUUACAGAGGGAAGAAAUCCAAAAAUUCCUACGAUGCGCGCCCUCCAUCUGUUUCCUCUGAGAUCCCAAAACAAAGCUUCGAUCAGAAAGAGGAGGAUUAAUUUUUGUUUUGGACCAUAACUGACUUGGAGGAUUUUGAUUUUGUUGCUUUUAAGAAGACAAAAAAAAGUAAAAGGAUUUCAUUUAAGGAAAAAUAUUUCUUUUUUCAUUUAUUUUAAUACUUUUGUUUGUGAACUUUUUUUUUUUCUAAUUAAGCAUACUGUUUAGAUAAAUAUUCUCCGUUUUCUCCAGAUU
This is a messenger RNA of Cyprinodon variegatus (sheepshead minnow), 1731 nucleotides long. It is a transcript of the gene pus3, whose product is annotated as pseudouridylate synthase 3. The record is from RefSeq and is a predicted model, not a curated record. Bases 123 to 1538 code for a protein of 471 amino acids. Lineage: Eukaryota; Metazoa; Chordata; Actinopteri; Cyprinodontiformes; Cyprinodontidae. Gene Ontology annotation, cellular component: cytoplasm; nucleus. Gene Ontology annotation, molecular function: pseudouridine synthase activity; RNA binding. Gene Ontology annotation, biological process: mRNA pseudouridine synthesis; tRNA pseudouridine synthesis. The transcript has 7 exons.